GGGGUACCGUACACCUAAGAAAAGAUAACUCUUACUGAAAUUCUGAAUUAACUUACAUCAAUAUAGCGUUUUAAAAUACGCCUCAUAUUACACGCGUUUUAUUGACCUUGAAUAGUUGUUUACCUGUUGAUAUGAAGCAGACGAUACAUCAAUGUUAUAAUAGAACAGCGUAAACGUGAUCCGUUUGGUAAAUUUUCGAGGUCUAAAUCUGCCGAUAAGAAAUCAAAUCGUUCAGAUUACUUCAAAUGGUUAAAUGAUGGCAGGAAAUUGGAAGAUUCUCCGCAAGUCGGCUUGCGUAAUGAUCAUGGCAAUUACGUAUACGAGUUUCUUGAUGUUGGGGCCGAGGCUGAAUUGGAAGAUGAUAACAAGUCUGAUGUGUCAAAAUCUUGGACAAUGGGGAGAAGAAUUGUUGAGUUGAAUGUCCUAGCAAAAGGAAUGUAUUGCUGCACUUGCAAGUGUCCGCUUCACCUGUCAAAUAUUGUAGGAGAACGAUUGUUUGGGCUAGGUGGUCUAAAGAUGGUGGAUUGUGAACUGUGUCAUACUGUAACUGAUGUCCAGUUUGGGAAGAGGGGGCCAUCUGGAAGUUAUGACAUCAACACAAAAGCUUCCAUAGGAAUGAUACAUGCAGGGAUGGGCCCAACUCAUCUGCAGAACUUUCUAGCAGAAUGUAACCUGCCAUCCAUUACAGAGAGCACAUUAAGGAAAAAAGAGAAAGAAUUAAGUGGACAGAUUAAAAAUGUAACAAUCCAGUCGUGCAAUAUGGUACAAAGAGAGGAAAAGUCACUCAGCACAAAUGGCAAUAUUGACGCAAGUUUUGACGGUGGCUGGCAAAAGAGAGGCUCCGGUUGGAAUUAUAAUAGUAAUACAGGACAUGCAACUUUUAUUGGAAAGGAGACAGGAAAGGUGUUGUCCUUUGAAUUAAGAAGUAAGACUUGUAAGAUUUGUGAAUUCCAUCUUAAUAGAAAAGAGACUGUUCCGGAGCAUGAGUGUCAGUUGAAUUGGCAUGGCUCUAGUAAAUCCAUGGAGGCAGAUAUGGCGGUGUCUAUGGCCCACAGAUUAAAAGAUGAUGAAUGUGAAAUUAAUGGUAUGUUUCAUAUUCAAAAUAAAGAAUUUUGAAAUACAAUUUCAUGUAAUGAGUUCCCCAAAAUGCAUUGAAAAUAUCAUAUAAAGGGAAAUAACUCUUAUUUCAACAAUACUUUCAAAUUUGAAAGGUGAAU
Molecule: messenger RNA, 1217 nt
Organism: Mytilus californianus (California mussel)
Lineage: Eukaryota; Metazoa; Mollusca; Bivalvia; Mytilida; Mytilidae
Exons: 4
Coding region: 394-1116 (240 amino acids)
Source: RefSeq, a predicted model, not a curated record